AUGGGCGGCCUAAUUGCGCUGGGAACCGAUCCCAACGGGGCGCUACCUGCUAAACUGUCCAGGAGCUCAUCGAUGAACAACGAUUCCGAACAUAAAGUAAGCACUCCACCGAAGAAGGUACAUCUCGAAGAAAAUGGAAUCAGUAAGGAGGAGGAGGAUGCUGAAUCUCACAGUCCAACCGAAGCCGAGGAAAGUAAUUUCCGUCAAUUAGUUCAGAAAUCAUCAUUCUACGGGUUAAGAUACGUGUUCGGCAGUGAACUAAAAGUGGUUGAAAAGCUAAUCUGGUUGGUUGUGAUCUUAGCGGCCAUCGCUUGUUAUUCGAUCCUAAUGGUGAUUUGCUGGAAACGUCUUACCAAUAGUUUGGUGGAAAUAAUUCCGGACGAAGAUCCUUCGCCAAUUUCGAGCGUUCCUUUUCCGGCGGUUACAAUCUGUGGCCAGUGGGGGGAUGCUAUUCCUGAUGAUAGAAAAAGUGGCUGUCUUGCACGGAUUGUGCCGCUGGAGCGUUUUUGCUCACAGAUUUGCUGGCACAAUCAGUGCGAUGUUUGUCGAUCGUUAUUUACGGAAACUCUUACGGAGAAUGGAGCUUGCUUUACGUUCAAUAACGUAGCGGCAAACGAUUUGUUCAACUCAGCAGAACUGGCACCAGAUUUAUUCUUUUCCAACGCAUCCAAACCGACCGAGAACUGGAGCUUGCAGAACGGUUAUGCAGAUUACGGCCUGUUUCUCAAAUAUUACCCAAGACCUGCAGUGGAUUUGUCGGAGAAAUACCGACUUCGAUUGAAGUUGCAUUUCAAUCAAACAUCCGGCAACUCAAGCUGUCCCAGUUUAAGUGCUGUCACUGUAUAUUUACACAAUCCUGUUGAUUUUCCAUACAAAGCAAAAAGUGCAAUGUUUGUUGAACCAGGGCAGAAGGUAGAUGUUUCAAUUAAACCGCUGGUAAAACUAUCACCAAAUGUAUUAAAAUACUAUCCAGCAGAAAGUGCCAAGUGCUACUUCGAAGGACAACGAAAGUUGCGCUUCUUCAAAAUUUACACCCAAGAAAACUGUGAAUUAGAGUGCCGAACGAAUUAUUUUCUCGAGAAGAAAAAAUGUGUUUUGGCCUACAUGCCGAGGGCAGCUGGAACUAAGUUGUGCCGAAACAGUUUCCAGUGGGAGGAUCAGUUCGACAAAGAUGCACUGCUGCUUGCUAAAGCCGAAAAAUUCCCUCUAUCAAAGUAUUUUGUAAACACUUGCAAAUGCCUGCCAUCGUGCAGCCAAAUAGGCUAUGACAAGGAGGUGUCACAAACUGUACCCGACGGUAACUUUUCUGAUAUUGUAAUUCAUUAUACAGAAGAUUACUUUUACGGAUACAAGAGAACAAUUCGCUACGGGUUAGUGGACUUUAUAGCAUACACCGGAGGACUACUUUCACUGUUUUUAGGGAUAUCCGCCAUCACUUUCAUAGAGUUAUUAUAUUACUGCAUGCUACGACCGUUGUUCAUGUAA
This is a messenger RNA of Sabethes cyaneus, 1485 nucleotides long. RefSeq names its product pickpocket protein 28-like. The record is from RefSeq and is a predicted model, not a curated record. The transcript is spliced from 4 exons. Bases 1 to 1485 code for a protein of 494 amino acids. Gene Ontology annotation, cellular component: membrane. Gene Ontology annotation, molecular function: ligand-gated sodium channel activity. NCBI's taxonomy places the organism in Eukaryota, Metazoa, Arthropoda, Insecta, Diptera, Culicidae. Gene Ontology annotation, biological process: sodium ion transmembrane transport.